UUUUAUUCGCUACCCAAUGAAAGGUCAUCGAUGAAAUGACGAUUUGUGGGUGAAUAAGGCGGAUUUUGGAGGAAAUUAUAACAGCGAAUGGUGCAUUUAGAUUUGCAACAUCGAAUGAAGUGAUAUGUGGUGUUGAAUAUGAGCGAUGGAGGUCGGGAGAGUGAAAGAGAGCCUGAAAAACCAGCUCGUCAGAAGAGAGCCGGUGGAGAUGAAUUGGCCCGAGCGGCUGCAAGGCUUGCUGUAGCACAGAUAUGUGAGAGUCAGGGGUUUCAGACUUUUCAGCACUCUGCUCUUGAAACACUGUCUGACGUUGCUGUUCGGUACAUUUAUGACAUCGGCAAGACUGCAAAUUUCUAUGCCAAUCUUUCAGGUAGAACGGAGUGCAAUGCUUUUGAUAUAAUUCAAGGGUUAGAAGAUUUGGGCUUGGCACAGGGGUUUUUGGGUGCUUCAGAUAUUGAGCAUUGCCUUGCAAAUUCAGGCACUGUUAAGGAACUUGUUCAGUAUGUUGAUGAAGCUGAAAAGAUCCCAUUUGCAUAUUCUCUUCCGCAGUUUCCAGUUGCUAAAGAUCGGAAGCUAACUCCAAGUUUUUUACAAAUUGGGGAAGAGCCUCCAGGAGAGCAUAUACCCGCUUGGUUGCCUGCUUUUCCUGAUCCCAGCACUUAUGCUCCAUCAUCUUCUAGGAUUGAGAGAAGUACAGAACCUCCCACGGCUAAGAUUGACCAGGAAAGCCACAACAGAAAGGUAGAAAGGUCUUCGUUGAACUUACAUCAACGGUUAGCUUGUAGUGGAUUGGAAGGACCCUCCUCAGUCAACCAUGGGGAUGCUACUAAAGCAAAACAAGCAGUUGGAAGUAAUCCGUUUCUUGCUGCACCUCUGCAAUUCGGAGAAAAGGAGGUGUCUCCUGUUCUUCUUCCAGCGAAAGUGAAGCUUUUAAAUGAAGCAACCAUGAGAAAUCCUAGUAUGGAAAAUCAUGGCAGGGAUAAUCACGUCUCAGUGUUAGAGGCAUUGGCUCCAGAUAUUGAAGCAAUGGAGAGCAGAUUACUUGAUUCUGAAGAAAAAGAAAAAAAGGGUCUUUUGAACAGCAGGCCAGCUGUACAAUUUAAGAUCGGUAUUGGAAGGAAGUCCUUAGGGACAAUGCAAGAUUUAAGCCUUCAGAAAAAGAGUUUUGAGGUAACUUCACCAUGGUUUGGGAGGGAAAAUGAGAAGGAUGACAAGAAGAUGAGGGCCGAGAAAAUUCUGAAAGAGUCUAUGGGACACACACAGGAACUGGGUCAUUUGUAAAUUAGGUUUGUUUCAUUAGAAUUUUAUACUUGUUUAUGAGACUCGUGACAAAUGAUGGUUCCAGGGUAAUCGUAGUCAAGGGCAUAAUGUUUUCUGCAUAGGGCAUUAUAGAUUGGAUACAACAAACCGCAUGCAGAAAUGUUCCCACAUUAAAAAGUUUUUGAGGGCUUUGUUCUCGGUGGCAAUUGAGCUAGAUCUACUGGAAUCCAUUCCCCUUCUUCAGGAUCUCGAGCCUCGUAAUCUGUAGCAAGAAUUUUGAGGAGAAUUCAGUAUAUUAACAAGUCUUGCAUCCUAUAAUAAAGCAAUCUCUCUGUCUCUGUCUCUGUCUCACUGACACUCUCUCUGCCCCUCUCAUUUCUUAUUGUAAUUAGGAGUGGACUGUGUUGGCACUCCUAAUAUGGAGAUGGUGACUUGUCUCUGUUGAAGGUAGCAUCAAGAACAAACACGGGGCUUGGUUGUUCUAGGGCAGCUAUUGCAGGUUUAACCAUGAUCCUGUCUUUGCUGGACCCUGGUGGAUUCUAAAUGAGAGAAACAAAACCUGUUAACCAGAUAAUGAAUUACUUGUGUGGGUAAAUAAGAGCAUGCACAAAUUACCUUAUUCUUGCCAUCCUGCUUGAAGAAGUUGGCAUUGAUCUUAUCAGAGUGAUUGGUGCUUGUGACUUCUGUAUCAGUAUGAGAACACAAGCUAAUGUUGCUUUCUGAUGUCAGAGAAAAGGUGUCACCUUGGUGUGUUAAAUCUCUCACGCCACUGCUGGUCUCACUCAAUUGGUCAUUGCAUUGCUGCAAACUGGGAGAUAUUAGUCUGAGUUUUCUACCCUGGGAGUUUGGUCCCACUUGUUGUCUAGUACGUUGCCCAAUGACUUUGCUUGUAUCUGAAGAUGGGAUGGUGAGAGGUGACUGCUUCUGCGAACUGAUCUUCCUUUGUUGCAGUCUUGGGCUCACAGUUACUGAGCCUGUGUUGUUUUCUCCAAUGAUGUGUUGAGGCACCUUUAAGGCUGAUGUUGAUUUUGAAGUUCUCACAUUGGUUUUCUUAUCUGUGGAGCAAGACGGUGGACUGAAAUGGUCUUUAGCUGUUUGCAUGUUAACCAUUCUCCCAUUUGCAGAAAAACCAGGCUUGUUGAGACCUGACAUACGUUCAGUCGGAAUUAUGGUGGAAGCACAAUCAAUUGUUCUUCUGAUUUUGACCGUUGGGAAUAUAGAACUCUCUGGAGAAUGCAGUCCCUUGAUUGUGGUGGAAACUGAGUCCUUAUUUUGUGCCUUUCUUGGGCUUGCUAAAUUUGAGCUUUGGUGAUAACUGCUAUAGUUGCUUGUUUGUGAUGCAAAUUUUGAAGGCUGCUCUCUUUUGUAAUCUAAUGCUUUGUUGGUCUUCUGCAUUGCUUCGAUUAUCUGCUUAGGAGCUCUGAGAUCUUUACCAGAUUUUUUGAACUCAAGUUCGGCUAACCUUUUUUCGAUUUCACCAUAAACAGAGGGGUAGGAGUUUGAGGCUUUUGUGGUAGCUUCCCUGUACUUGAAAGCUAUUUGUUGAGAACUUUGCCUGCCAUCUGGCUGCCUCCACGGAGUUUGUUCUGUAGGGAAUCUUGAUCUUGAGGUAGGCCUCAUGACUGAAUCAGCAUUUUUUGACCUGGAUGACAUGGGGUCCUUGUGCGAUUUCCUUGGGAAAGUAGAAAUUUGAUUUUUCUUGUUUCCAUCAGUUGCUCUUGAUGAUUUUGAGAGGGGAUCAGAUUUAUCAGUUUGACAGCUACUAAUAAACCCUAAUGGAUUCUCACCGGUGGAUGUUGACUGUUGGAAAGCUUCCAAUCCCAUCAACUUCACUAUAAGGUUUGAUGGUCGUUCGGAGCUUUCUGGUUCUUGCUUCUGAUUAAGCUUUUCGCUGGAGUCGUCAUUCCUUCUUUUCAGAUCCUUCAAAAGAAAAUUUGAUUUUGUUUCAGAGGCAAGACCCCUUAUGGAGCCUUCUCUGCUGUCCAAUGAAAGCCUUGGGAGUUCCUUGAGCUUUAUUCUGGACUUGCAUGCAUCUUGUGAUACCCUUCCAUCAUAAGAGAGCCGGGGAGCAUCCUUCAGUGAGGAGAGUACGAUUCUUUGUUUCUGUUUCUUGUAAUUCGUUGGUGCUUCCUGGAGCUGAGCAAGACUGCGAACUGAAUCAUUGGCACCAGAAGCUCUGGACUUGACAGAUUUGGGCGGCGACAAAGGUCUCGGGGAGUCUAUGUAUUUCAAGGUAGUGCCUACUGCUUCCUCUUUUCUAUAAGUCUUCACCGAUAAUGCACGGCCCUCUCUGUAGAUGGGUUCUUUAACAACAUCUCGAAGAUCAAGAGAUUGUUGGCUUGACUGCAAAGACGCAUAUGGUUUGUUCAUGGGCAGAGUGGGGUUUCCAGGGAACCUGGGUUGGUUAAACAAAGAUGGCUCGAAUUGAGCUGUUUUACAGUCGAGAGAGGAGUAGCUAGAUGAACAUGAGGAGGAUGAAAGAGAGGUUUGGGAUGAUUCUGUCGAGACUCUCUGUUUCUGUUUCACAAACUUCUUUGGGUUUCUUUCCUACAAUUGUAAGCCAAAAUAUAUCAAAUUGCAGCUGCUUGAAACGAGCACUGUUGUAGCGAUUAAAGUCAAGGUCUUACCGUAAUUCUCUGUAAUGCACGAGGUUUUGUUGCGGGGUUCCUAUUUUGACCUGUUGUAACAACUAAACGUGAGAUGUUGAAUCAACUGAUAGAAUGAUAAAUGGUAUUAACUUUUAACA
This is a messenger RNA of Juglans microcarpa x Juglans regia, 4006 nucleotides long. Its product is annotated as transcription initiation factor TFIID subunit 8-like. Gene Ontology annotation, cellular component: transcription factor TFIID complex. Gene Ontology annotation, molecular function: protein heterodimerization activity. Lineage: Eukaryota; Viridiplantae; Streptophyta; Magnoliopsida; Fagales; Juglandaceae. The transcript has 3 exons. The coding region runs from base 139 to 1281 and encodes 380 amino acids. The record is from RefSeq and is a predicted model, not a curated record.